Molecule: messenger RNA, 3844 nt
Organism: Rattus norvegicus (Norway rat)
Lineage: Eukaryota; Metazoa; Chordata; Mammalia; Rodentia; Muridae
Source: RefSeq, a predicted model, not a curated record
CUUUGUUGGUCCCGCUCUGAGACUGGCAGUCAGGCCUGCAUGUUAUCUCUCCUCUGGCCAUCCUGCGGUCUAGAGCUCUUAGUGAAGCAAACAAAAGAUGGAGUCCCCCCCUUCCAGCUGCUCUUUUCCUCCCCAAAGCCUCUGGAGAAUGAGGGCUCACACAGGUAGCAAGCUCUCUCUCUCUCUCUCUCUCUCUCUCUCUCUCUCUCUCUCUCUCUCUCUCUCUCUCUCUCUCUCUCUCCUUUUUAGCAAGGGUGACUGGGUGAGCUCCAUCGUUCCUCAGCGAGUUAAAGGCAAGCCUGCCUUUAAGACUAUUUGGAGAGAAUUAUAGUCUCAUUGCUUUCGAGUAACUCCUAACAACGUAUUUCCAAAUAAAUAUCCCUGGAGGUCUACUUUAAAGAAAAGAUAAAAACCCUCUGCUCUUAGCACAAUCUAUUUACAUAUAAACGGCUGCACGAAGUCUGGAGAACACUUGCGCUCCCUCUUAAGUAGGUUCAGCAGACGCCUUCCGGUUGAUUUUCUCAGUUCCUGAGCUAAAGAGCUCUUUUCGUGCAAGAUGUUGAUAAAUGUAAACUCAGCUUAGGCCCGAUGUAUUUUCUCAGCUCUGAUUAUGUACAAUCCAAAACAGAGCUGUGGGUACCCAAGGCUGGGUAUCCAAUGCUCUCUGCACUGUGGAUGGAGGUCUCCACCAUACUGGACAUGGAUCAAGACUUUCAGCACCAGAGGAGAGGGAAAGGAGCCACUGACCUAUGGGAAGAGACUCUCUCUGGUCCUGCUUUUCUGCUGGCAACUGAAUGAUCCUGUGGUGAAAGGCUGUCUGUCCACUCUGUUUCUGUCAGCAGAAUGACUGACGAAAAGAGGAUUCCACUCUUGGGGCAAAGCUGGAGAGCAAGCACACAGACGAGGGGUUCAGCCACACACCUGGUCAGUGAGGAUAACUGACACAUUAAUCCUUCCAUAACUUACAACUACCUGGAUAUUCAAAAUACUGAGACUGACUAAACAUGCAUGGUUAAAAGUAUGAUUAGAAGCAUCCAACUUACAGCCUAAUGCACAAAACCCAAUGCAGAAACACAAGAAACAACAACAACAACAGCAAUGACAACAACAGCGACAACAAUAACAGCAGCAACAACAACAGCAACAGCAGCAACGACAACAAGAACAGCAGCAGCAAGAACAGCAGCAGCAAGAACAGCAGCAGCAACAACAACAGCAGCAACAGCAACAGCAGCAACAACAACAGCAACAACAACAGCAACAACACCAACAGCAGCAACGACAACAAGAACAGCAGCAGCAGCAACAACAGCAACAACAACAGCAACAACAACAACAACAACAGCAACAACAACAAUGACAACAACAGCAGCAACAACAACAAAAGAAACAACAACAACAGCAACAACAACAAUGACAACAACAACAAUAGCAACAACAACAAUGACAACAGCAACAACAACAACAAAAGAAACAACAACAACAGCAACAACAGCAACAACAACAACAGCAACAACAAUAGCAGCAGCAACAACAGCAAUAGCAACAACAAUAACAAUGACAACGACAACAACAGCAGCAGCAGCAACAACAAUGACAACAACAGCAACAACAAUAGCAGCAGCAACAACAACAGCAAUAGCAACAACAAUAACAAUGACAACGACAACAACAGCAGCAACAGCAACAACAAUGACAACAACAGCAACAACGACAACGAAAAUCAAACCAUGCAGCCCCUGGAAAUCACCAGUUCCACUAUCAUGGACUAGAGAGAGAGUGGGUGAGAUGUAAUCUGAGGAAAUAAUUAAAAAUGAUUAUAAGAAUGUUGCACUGAAUUGAAGAAGACAUGGAGAAAUCUCAGAAUAAUCAUAGAGAGAACACAAAACAAACUAAUGAGUAAAACAAAGACAGUGACAAAAUAUGUCAACAGAGGGAAGGACUAUAACAUUUUUCAAAAGAAUGGACAUGCAAAGUUCAAUAAGGAAAAUGCCCAGCGGAGAGCCUCCCCAAUGGAAUAAAUUAAGUGGAAGACAGAAUAUCGGGGCUCGAAGACAAAGCAGACAAAUGGAAACAUUCAGAGAAUUACAAAGACUAAAUAGUAAGAAGUCACAACGGAACACCCGAGGCCUGUAUAAUGCCAUAAGAGACGCAAACAUAGCAGAUGGAGAAGUUCAAACUAAAGGCAUAGAAACCAUGUUCAGUAAAAGCACAGCAGAAAGCAUCUCAAACUUAGAGCAAGUGGUGACCAACUUGACACAUGAGACAUGGAGAAUCCCAGACACACGGGACCGGAAAAGAAAUUCUGCACAUCAUACUCUAAAUCAAACAUUGAGACUACAGAGAUGACGUUGAAAGCGGCAGGGAUGAAGGACCAAGUAACACACAAAGGUAACUCCGUCAGCGUAACAGCAGACUUCUCAACAGAAACUCUAAGACCCAGGAGGGCAUGGAACAGUAUCAGCAUAACAGCAGACUUCUCAACGGAAACUCUAAGACCCAGGAGGGCAUGGAACAGUAUAUCUGGCCCUGAAAGGCAGUAACUACUGACCUGGUCACUCUACUUGGCAAAAACCACCCUCCGUAGUUCAAAGAGAAGAACUUUACAUGAGAGAAUAGAAAAAAAUGUCAUGAGCACCAAACCAGAACUGCAGAGAGUAUUUGAAGGAAUCGAUCUCCUUUGUGAAAGAAAUAACCACAGGAUCACAGGGAAGAACAAAUUGCACUCAAAUAGCAAGCAUUUGAUUAAACAAGGAAAAGGGAAGCACCAAAUGUAGCAAAAUAACAAAGCAACAGUCAGCACGAAGCUCUCAGCAAUAACUGUGAAUGUAUGGUCCUCUAAUUAAAAGGCACAGACUAGUAGACUGGAUUAAAAAUGGGGCCCACCUAUUUGUCUCUUCAUCUCCUAUAAGAAACCUAUUUCACUGAGGGAAAAACGAGAACAGCUUUAAAGACGGAAUGGAUGUGAAGGAACAGAAAACGAUGUUCCACACAAAUGGGGUUGGACAGCAAGCAGGCGCAGGAAUACCAAUAUCUGACAGAACAGGUUUCAAAUCAAAGUUGAUUGGAAGGGAUAAAGAGGGUCACGUCACACAGCUGACGGGACUAGUCCACUAAGAGGCUAUUGUAACUGCAAACUAUGUGCACUGAAUAUUGACACAUAAGUAUAAAUGGAAAGGCCCAGAUUUUACCCCUACCCAAUAACAGUGCCCCACUCUCACUGAUAAACAGGUCACAUGACAAACAAAACCGAAUUAACAAAGCACUGCAAGAAACGUCACGGCUGAAUGCCGCCACAGAUCAAACAGACUUAACAGACGCCCUCAGAAUGUCCCACCCAGACAUUACAGAAUACACACUUUUCUCAGAAACCCAUGCAGCUUUCUUCCCUAGAAUAGAUGACAUUUGAGGACACUAAAGAAGAUCUUUAAGAAUACAAGAAAACUGAAGCAAUUUCUUGUUUCCUAUCUUUUAAAAUUUUUUUUUUUGGUUCUUUUUUUUCGGAGCUGGGGACCGAACCCAGGGCCUUGCGCUUCCUAGGCAAGCGCUCUACCACUGAGCUAAAUCCCCAACCCCCUUAAAAUUUUCGAGAUUAUAAUUUAAUUACAACACUUCCUGCUUUCCUUUGCUUACUCCAAACCAUACCAUAUACCCCUCCCACACUCUCCUCCAUUUUGUCUUAUGUUAUUGCAACAGAUGAAGUCAGCACCAGGAGAAAUGAUGGAGCAUCACUCAUGGGGACUGAACAACACACCACUGAGUGAUAAAUGGAUCAGUGAGGGAAUCAAGAGGAUCUUUUAAAACUUCCAGAAUCAAAUGAAAAUAAAAAUACAAUAUACUAGAA